Molecule: messenger RNA, 4350 nt
Organism: Coregonus clupeaformis (lake whitefish)
Lineage: Eukaryota; Metazoa; Chordata; Actinopteri; Salmoniformes; Salmonidae
Product: translocation protein SEC62
Exons: 8
Coding region: 47-1339 (430 amino acids)
Biological process (GO): post-translational protein targeting to membrane, translocation
Cellular component (GO): endoplasmic reticulum membrane; endoplasmic reticulum
Source: RefSeq, a predicted model, not a curated record
GUACGUCCUACGUGAUCACACAUCAGACGAGCUGUGUUGGAGAAUCAUGGCGGAGCGCAGGAGGCAUAAGAAACGGAUCCAGGAGGUGAGCGAGCCCACCAAGGAGGAGAAGGCGGUGGCCAAGUACCUCCGCUUCAACUGCCCCACCAAGUCCACCAACAUGAUGGGCCACCGGGUGGACUACUUCAUCGCCUCCAAGGCAGUGGACUGUCUGCUGGACUCCAAGUGGGCCAAGGCAAAGAAGGGAGAGGAGGCCGUGUUCACCACCAGAGACUCUGUGGUGGACUACUGCAACAGGCUGCUGAAGAAGCAAUUCUUCCACCGCGCUCUGAAAGUCAUGAAGAAGAAGCCAGAGAAGGACAUUAAGAAAGAGAAGGAGAAAGAGAAGGAGAAAGAGAAGGAGAAAGAGAAGGCUAAGGGCGACAGCGGCAAGGAAGAGGAGAAGAAGGGGAAGAAGGAGAAGAAGAAGGAUGCCAAGGAUGCAGAGGCUUCAGAUGUAAAGAAGGAGAAGAGUGACGAUAGCCCCGGAACACCAAAGAAGAAGAAAGAUGUGAAGAAGAAAUUCAAACUGGAGCCUCAUGAGGACCAGCUCUUCCUGGAUGGGAAUGAGGUAUUUGUUUGGAUCUACGAUCCAGUCCAUUUUAAAACCUUUGCCAUGGGACUGAUUCUGGUAAUUGCAGUGAUUGCGGCCACUCUCUUCCCACUGUGGCCGGCUGAGAUGCGUGUGGGCGUGUAUUAUCUGAGCGUGGCAGCAGGCUGUUUCGUGGCCAGUAUACUGCUGUUGGCUGUUGCUCGCUGCAUCCUGUUCCUGGUCAUCUGGCUGGUGACGGGCGGACGCCACCACUUCUGGUUCCUGCCCAACCUCACAGCCGACGUGGGCUUCAUCGACUCCUUCCGUCCGCUCUACACGCACGAGUACAAGGGCCCGCGGGGCUCUAGCAAGAAGAGCCAGGACAAGACUGAGGGCAAGACCAGCGAUGCAGAUGCCGCCAAGGCCCAGAAGUCAGACAGCGAGGAGAAGGAGGGUGACUGUGAGGAGGAAGAGGAGGAAGGUGAAGGAGAAGAGGGCACGGUGCCACAGGGGACGGAAGAAGGCGAGGUGACGAAGGGGGCUGAGCGCUCUGACACGGACAGCGACCGGCGGGAGGACGAGGGCUCGCAGCACAGCAACGGGAACGACUUUGAGAUGAUCACCCGCGAGGAGCUAGAGCAGCACACGGAGGAGGAAGAGGAGGAGGAGGAGGAAGAGGAGGAGGAAGGAGAGGGGGAGAAGGAAGGAGGAGAGAGGGAAGAGCAGGAGGGAGACGGUGAGACAAAGCCCUUGCCUGUUCAAACAUAAAUAUUUUAUCACUGCCACCUCCUUCUCCUCCACCCUAGUGCUCCUCCAAGGACCUCCUCCCACCUCCUCCAGGUCUCGUCAACCUCGCUGAGGAGACGCCUCCCCAUCUUGUCUGCUCCGAUCUUCCACCAACUAUACAGAUGUCACGUCUGUCUGAGUAUCGACACCGGUGACACAAAGCAAGAGAAGCCUUAUUGUGGUUCUAAAAUCCCCAUAUUAUUUAAACGGAGAAAUGCAAACUAUUAACUUAACAGAUGUGUUUGUCUGAGGAAGUUGUCACGUUGGUUCUCCUGAUGUUUUCCCUAUUUUUCCGGUACUUGCGUUAUGACUGUUAUCCCAGAUCAUUCUAGUUCAGACUCGUCCACUCUACACGUUUACUAUAGCAGAAAUGCUUCCCUUGUAUGUCUUGUUUUUGUUGUGAGGCAAAGUCUCUUGUCAAUUUCCACAGAUGAGGGAAUUAAAGAGCUAUGGAAUCCUUGUUUUUACUAGGCGAAAUACUGCCAUCUUGUCUAUCUACCCCUCAAAUCCAGACCUUGUCUUAUGAACAACGUGCGAUUUGUACAGUCAUGGUAAGGCUAAGCCCAGGGUUGUGUCCAGUAGGCGUGAAACACGGUAACAAAAUAAACACAUUUUCCUACUGAACACGACCGUGUACUUUGGUCCAUUGUCACCCAACUGGGCCACGGUCCUGUACUAGCUGAGGACUAGCAGUGGCCAACUGGGCUACGGUACUAGCUGAGUACUAGCAGUGGCCAACUGGGCUACGGUCCUGUACUAGCAGUGGCCAACUGGGCUACGGUCCUGUACUAGGCAGUGGCCAACUGGGCUACGGUCCUGUACUAGCAGUGGCCAACUGGGCUACGGUCCUGUACUAGCAGUGGCCAACUGGGCCACGGUCCUGUACUAGCAGUGGCAAACUGGCCCUCUGUACACAGUUCAGCUCUUGUUUUUAUGAGAGUGAGUCUGAUCUCUCCUAGGCAGCCAUCGAACGUUACGAUUGACCAACCGUUGGCUACGCCACUAUAACUAAUAUAUAAAUAAUAUAAUUUGAGAGACAGCUUUCUAGAAUAACUUAAUUUCUUUUGAGGCCACACACAUGCAGACAGCAAAGAUGGAAUGGGAAAACCCGUUUUAAAGUUUGUAUUCACCAUUUAAGAAUCAGACAUCGAAAUGAAAGUGCCAAACACGUUAAUUGUUACAAUGCAUGCUGGUUUCAUACGGGAAGACGUGUCAAAAGUGUCAGCAAGGGAUUUUGGUAAAUAUUAUUCAUUUUUGUAACGGUUGUGUCAAAUUCCAAACCUUUUACACCUUAUAAACGCAGUGCAGUAUAGGAGCUGAGACACUCGUGUGUAGACUUAAAUCCCCUUCUCCCUUCAAUUAUAUCUAAGCCAUGCAAAGCAGACAAUAUGUCCUCAAGCUUACUAUACUCAUUCUUACGAUCGCUUAUAAUAGUGUUGUCAGUUCAACUCGGGAUGCCCAUACUUUCAUGAUAGCUUUUGUUGUGUUGGCUUCAUUGGUAUUCUAGUCAGUGUAACUGACAGCGAUGGAGACCACUGUGAAUGCAUGGGGACUCCCAUCAGAAACCAAUGGGGUCGAGGUCCAAUUCUCCUCUCUAGUGUUGCAUUAUGGGGGGCUGUGGUCCAAUACUGUCCGUUCGUAAAGUUACGUUAUUUUUUGUCUAGAGUUGUUUUAGAUGCUAGUGAGGACGAUAUAAAAAAAAUAUAAAGAGAUGUCAUUUAUAUAAGGAAUUCUAUAUCAAAUAUAUUUUGAUGAAUUGAUAAAUUAUGAACCCAAUUUGUUCAACUUGAACAGAAUCCCUUUUUUUUGGGGGGUAUCACAACUUUUUCUUUUCAGCGUAAUGUUUAUUUGCUUUAUUAUACUUUUUUACUAUCAUUUUGACCACCAAUAGGCAUAUUGUCAAGAGUGUACUGUACUGUCAUUAUUGGGGACUGUCACACACCAGACAUUUUGAAUAUUUAAUGUGUGGAUAUAAAUGAUCAGAUGGACUACCUAUUUUUUUCCUAUUUGAUAUUGAUCGAUUUUGUCAUUUCUUUGAUUUUGUGUAGAGUAAUUUAUAUUGCUAGUUUUUCUAUGUUGCUACUUACUGCAAGUCCCACAAACAUGUUUUGUUUCUUGCCAUAAGAAUAGUGAAUGAUUAACUUGUGGUUGAGAAACCCGUUGGCAGAGCAUUGCAUAACAUUUUAUAAUACUGUUCCACACAAAAUGUUCAGGCUGGAAAGUUUUCCCCACCGUGGAAUGGUAGAGCAGAGCUUGUGAGAGCAAAGGGGGGAAAAAGUCACUUGAUGAUUCGGAUAUCCCACACUCUCUACACAGAUGGACCCAAUGUCUAGACUGAGGAGUAUCUUCCAGACGCUCGUACCCUUUUCACCACCAUCUUGCCGACCCGAACAAUAGUGCUGGCCGGUUCCUGGAACUAUGCUGGAUGCGUAAGCAGGCGGGCGCGGUACAGAUCGGUGAACGGCUCAGUAGUGUGAAAAGGGUACGAGCUCGUUGACCUCUGUAGGUCUCCAGCUUGUUUCUUCUUCAUCGUUGUGUUACCCUGAACUUUAUUCAACGGCGUGUGGCUCUUGUACAGGACAAGUGUACUACUUACAACAACACACUGUGUAGUUUGUCUCUUUGUAUCUUUGUUUGGGUUAUUUUUCAAUGCUUUUCUGUUUCCUGAUGUCUUCUGGAGAGCAAGUUGCCAGUAGCUGUAUUAUUACGAACUAUUUCAUGAAAAUCUCAAAUUGUUCUUGAGUGUUCUUAUUGCACAGUAUCAAUCUGUUGUAAAUUGUAGUAUUAAUCUAUACUGCUUUAUUCUGUCACAUUUCUGGAAGAAAAAGGAAGAUAACGUUUUAUCUGGUCAAAAUGUAUUUAGUCACUUAGUAGUUCAUAUUUGGAUCAAUAUCAUUGAGGACUGUCUCUUGCAAUAUUGCAAUAUAAUGUCAUUAAUUGGUUGUCUGGAAGUAUAUCUGUAUCUUAUCAUUGCAAUAAAAAUAUAGAAAGCA